This is a messenger RNA of Bubalus bubalis (water buffalo), 462 nucleotides long. RefSeq names its product profilin-2. Gene Ontology annotation, molecular function: actin binding. Gene Ontology annotation, cellular component: cytoplasm. The record is from RefSeq and is a predicted model, not a curated record. The coding region runs from base 1 to 462 and encodes 153 amino acids. Gene Ontology annotation, biological process: regulation of actin filament polymerization; positive regulation of actin filament bundle assembly; actin cytoskeleton organization. The transcript has a single exon. Lineage: Eukaryota; Metazoa; Chordata; Mammalia; Artiodactyla; Bovidae.
AUGCAGUGCGUAGGGGAUAUCAGUGAAGAAGUCUGGCAAGACUGCAUCACCCUCUUCCUACAGACUGGGAUGUGCUAUGAUGCGGUGAUAAUCACCAAUUCCCCACCUUGGUUGUUAGCUUCUUAUCCUGAAGGUAACCUGUUCCAACUGACCCAGGAAGAAAUUCAGAUCUUGCUGGCGAGAGAAGGGAGAGAGAAGUUGUUUCUUCAGGGAAUCACUCUUGCAGGGACCAAAUGCUUGUUGAUUCGGGACAACCUAUACACUGAGGGCAACAACACCAUGGAUCUCCGCACCAAAGGCCAGAGUCGGGGCAGCCAAGCAGUGACAGUAGUUCAGAUCGAGUCUGUAUACCUUGUGGUGAUGGGACAAAAAGGAACAGAAGGAGGGCCUCUCAACCUCAAGGCUUUUGAGAUGGCGGGUUACAUCAAAGAGGCCAUUAAUCAACACAUGGCCCAUUUCUAA